This is a messenger RNA of Clonostachys solani, 2874 nucleotides long. Lineage: Eukaryota; Fungi; Ascomycota; Sordariomycetes; Hypocreales; Bionectriaceae. The record is from the annotation of a GenBank genome assembly.
AUGGGGUACAAGCAAUUCGUAGCUGACUUGAGGGCAGCCCAGGACGCCGACAUCGACGAUGGGGUCACCGAAAUUCGGCCUGGCGAGUCUGAAGGAGGUGUUUCAUUCAAUUACGCACAUCAGAAGCUCACGUCUCCUUUGGAGAUCCAAGUCUUGGAUCAGAACAUCGACGAGUAUCCAGAAGGGUCCUCGUUCAUCCUCUUCACUGCCUCUGACUGUGCUGGGGACAGCGUCGUCUCAUUUCUCAGCCGCUUGACACCCAAGCUCACUGGCAAGCCCGUGCAGAAGGUGAUAGCGACCAUCGCGCAUGAUCUCACUACUUUUAUUGAGAAUCCAAAUGACUCACAAGAACACUUUGAUGAAGGUGCAGUGGUGGACCACGACUCACAGUCCGACACGUGGGACGAAGAUGAUGACGAGGACUACGAGGACCAAGAUGACGCCGCCUUCGGGCUAUCAGCAGGAUUGCCGCCAACUCGCGAGGAGCCGCAGAUUAUCAUCCCCCUCUGGCCGGACAAAACUGAGAGGCAACGGCAUGAUUUAGCAUUAACCAUCGACGCUGGGAUUUCUGUCGCCGUCCUGGGCGAUCGAUCCGGUCAACUGGGUGAGAUAAUCGCCAUGUCGAUUAACAUCUCUCGCCUGGGCCUGACUGAUGACAUACAUUCCGUCUGGGGUCUACAAAGCUCCGAUCAUGUCAUGCUCUUACUCCAGUUUCCCGCCGGCUACCCUUCACUCACCGAAUUCUUGACCCUCCAAUCCCACCAGGCGGUCUAUCGUGCACGACUCGGGAAAUGUGGUUCAAUCAAACCAUCCCUUUCCUCGGCGCGAUCUGCUCUGUCGGGCAGCAAAUAUCGCCAUGAGACCGAGACAGGUGAGACGCAUGAGGUGCUGGGGGGUGUCGAGAGCGAUAGGUUCACGCCCUUGCACCUCUUCAACUCCAUCACCACUCUGUUGAACCAAGAGUUCCCGGCCCUGUUGCGCACAAGAAGAGAACAUGGUCUUUCCUGGGACGGCGCACAAGAACUUCUACUUCGCCGUGCCGAAGGCGCCCACGUUCGGGAUGCCAACUAUCCUGGGUCUGACGCUCAGUACAUCGCUGAUGCUGUCGAGAAGAACGAAAAGCAGCAGCAAACGCCGAAUCUUCCACACAUUUUAUGUCAGGAUCACGCUCUAGAGGACGAGGCGGCCUUCAGUAUCCCCCUCUCCAUGAUGCUAUUCUCCCUUCGCCGCCUCAUACAGAGCGGCAAGUAUUGCGCCAGCUGCCACCAGCGAGUAACGGACGGAUUUGAAGGCAUGAAGCCGUAUGUCUGCUCCCGGCCUCUCUGCAUGGAUCAGUAUUUCUCCUCGGGUAUGGGGCCCGGGAUUGAGCAUGAUAUCAUCAAUUCCCCGGUCGUAGUGGACCUUCUCAGCAGCUUUUUCUAUUCAGCCGUCAGCACCUUGAGGAUUCGUGAGGUCCCCAAGGGUUUGGGACCACUCACGCUGUAUCCUGAAGAUCUGGGCGACUAUAAGGAUUGUCUCCACGCGGAAGCGUACUUUGUCGACAAAAGAGUUCAAAUGAAAACCGGUGGUACCCAACUGAAGGUUGGUGAACGGGUCUUUUUGAUGGACGCAUCAUCCGAAUCUGUCCCUUCUGCUACCAUUCUAUCCUACCCCCUAUCAAGAUGUCUCUGCCGCAUCACCGCUCUUGACCGUGAGGGGUUCAAUUUUGAGAUAUGCACUUUCUGGAAGAAUUCGAGUGCUAUGCCAGAAAAUCCUAAAAGCCAUCAGUCGCUUUCCUUUUCAACCAGAUCUCUGCAUGAUACUGAAAGUGGAAGAAACAGGGAUACUAACGUACUGGUCCUUCGUUAUCAGCAUUUGAUAGACGACCUUGAGCCUCCCCGGUGUUACUCAUCACUCACCGUUAUGGCCUGCGGCAUGCCUCCAGUCUCCGAGAUGCGCGAGUUUCUUCUCGCGAAACCAGGACGACGCCUUUCCUCAUGGGAGAAGCUAGACCACCAGACGUACAAACUGCUCCAUUGGGUCAUCGUGUCAAACCAGUCGCUGAUCAUACAAGACGACCCUGGACCAGGACAAUCGGCUGACGAGACAUCCCACUCAACGCGCUUGAUCGGAAUGCCAGAAAACUGGAUGCAGUUCCGCUUCCUUCAGGGCUCGCCGGAAAAGGAGCUCACGUUCCAGCAAGAAAUGAAGUCGUCGUUCAAGGAGCAGCUGGAGCGCCGUGAGCGGCCGUUUCCCACCCUCUUUGCGUGGCAUGGCAGCCACGUUGGCAACUGGCACAGCAUCAUCCGAACGACCCUCGACCAUAUCAAAAUCGAACAUGGGCGGGCGUUUGGUAACGGUGUAUACCUCAGCAACAACCUUAGCACCAGCGCUUCAUAUUCUGGUCUCAACGCUACCAUGGCCACUUCGCCAGAUCUAGUCGAUCCACUACCGUAUUUUACCUGGCCACAUUCCGUGCUCCAGGUAGGUGCAGCGGUGGGAUGCUGCGAAAUCAUCAACCGGACCGACGAAUUCGUCACUGCUGAGCCCUACUAUGUCGUCAAAAAUAUCGACUGGAUCCAGUGCCGCUAUCUCUUUGUGCAUAUCAAUGUGCACACCCUGGCCGAGUCCGGCUUACCUUUCCUGCAGCAGACGUCUCGACGCGACCUCGGGAAGCUCAGACAGGAACCUGCCCGGCGGCUUUUGGGACCCUUAUCGACACCCAUAGACAUUCCACGUUCAGCAGUUCCGAUAGAAAGAUUUAGGAUGUUUCCAUAUCUCGCGCCUAGAACCAUCUUUGAUGGGGAGAACAAGAGUGAAGAGGGGACUGAGGGCGCUGUCACGGUUGGAAGCCAUGGUUCCAAAGGCGUGGACGCUGAUGGGAUUUUAGGCUAA